Vicia villosa (hairy vetch) is the source of this 1269-nucleotide messenger RNA. RefSeq lists its product as uncharacterized. NCBI's taxonomy places the organism in Eukaryota, Viridiplantae, Streptophyta, Magnoliopsida, Fabales, Fabaceae. Gene Ontology annotation, molecular function: DNA helicase activity. The record is from RefSeq and is a predicted model, not a curated record. Gene Ontology annotation, biological process: telomere maintenance; DNA repair. The transcript has 3 exons. The coding region runs from base 1 to 1269 and encodes 422 amino acids.
AUGGAUGCCGUUAUCAAACAAAAAGGUGGUGUCUUCUUCCUGCACGGUUAUGGCGGAACCGGUAAGACAUAUAUGUGGAGAACACUUGCAAGUGCAUUGAGAUCUAAGCAUGAGAUUUGUCUUACUGUUGCAACAAGUGGGAUAACAUCUCUUUUGUUGCCAGGAGGUCGUAUAGCUCAUUCAAAGUUCAAGUUGCCAGUUCCAUGUGUCGAAAAAUCAACUUGCAAAAUUAAUUUCAAUGACCCUAGCGUUGGUCUUCUAAGGGAGGCAAAGCUAAUUAUAUGGGAUGAGGCACCAAUGGCACACAAAUAUUGUUUUGAAACGCUGGACAGGACUUUGAAGGAUGUCAUGAGUAAUUACAGUAACUCCAAAACUAUUUUCGGAGGGAAGGUUGUGAUUUUUGGUGGGGAUUUCCGUCAGAUAUUACCCGUUGUACCCGGAGGAAGCCGUUCUGACAUUGUCCAUUCAACAAUUAACGCUUCUUACAUUUGGCAUUAUGUUAAAAUAGGAGAGGGAAGAAUUUCAGAACCUAACGACGGUUAUGCUAACAUUGACAUACCGCCCGAACUGUUAAUUACAGACUUCGAUGACCCUAUUCUUGCCAUCGUCGAGAGUACAUAUCCUGAUUUCUUAAAUUGUUACCAAUCGUGUGAUUAUCUCAAAAAUAGGGCCAUUCUUGCUUCCACUUUGGACAUUGUUGAUACAAUCAAUGACCAUGUCCUUGCCAUGAUGCCAGAAAUCCAUGACAGCAACAUUCUUCAAGUCCUUAGCCCAAAAUUCCUCAGCUCUUUAAGAACUUCUGGCCUACCCAACCAUCACUUAAAGUUAAAGGUUGGAACACCAAUCAUGCUUAUGCGAAACAUUGAUCAAUCACAAGGUCUAUGUAAUGGGACGAGGCUUAUAGUAACUAAAAUGGCUGCUCAUGUCCUUGAGGCCAAAUUGAUGGGUGAUAACAAUAAUGGAAAGGUUAUAUACAUCCCGCGAAUGGAUAUGUCCCCAUCUCAAUCUCCUUGGCCAUUCAAGUUAUCGAGACAUCAAUUUCCGGUUAUUGUAGCCUACGCCAUGACCAUUAACAAAUCACAAGGCCAAUCGUUGGAUUGGGUUGGACUUUAUAUACCUCAGGAUGUUUUCAUACAUGGACAGAUUUAUGUUGCCGUUUCACGAGUUACAACAAAAAGAGGUAUCAAGAUAUUGAUACAUGAUGAUAAAAACAUCCCAAAGCUUUCAACAUGUAAUGUUGUAUACAAAGAAGUUUUUAACAACAUUUAG